GUGAAGUGACCUCCAAACACUUAAAAACCAGUUCUGAAUGGCAGUGGGGAUCAUUUCUUAACUCUCCAAUCAAGCUUCUUUAUUCCUCACUAAUUAUUGUCCUCUAGAAAUGUGUGCUGCCUUUCAUUUUUUCUGGAUCCAUUUCUCCACCUUUCUCUUAAUUUUAAACUACUAUUCAGGGAUUUUUGGCUAACAUCAUGAUAGGUUUUGUGUAUAUUAGAUGUAAUACCCAGGAGGAAUACUUUCCUGGUUUAGUUGUGGAAGUACUAGAUGUCAGGCCUAAUAAAAUAUGUGCUAAACUGGAUGGUCAGGGAAAACCAGUGCAUACAUGUUUAAAGUGGGUGAUGAAUGAGCAUAUGAGAUGAAUGAGCAUAUGAGAAUUGUGACAGGAGGGUGGCAAAGAGGAGAUGCAAACCUUGAAGUAACGUUCAAGGGAAAUUCAUCUGGAAGUGGAAUGUGUAGGUAAAAAGGAAGGGAAGAGUCAGGAAAGGCCAGAUGUGAUGAGGUUGCAGUGCUACAGAUAAGAUGAUUCCUGGAAUAAUGCUAGAGAGAGUAGGGAAGGGAUGGGAUUGGGAGACAUUCUGAAGGAAAAAGAAUUUCUUCAUUGGACUGUGUAGGAUAGAUGGAGGGAGAUACUUGAAUUGCAAACAGGGACAAUUUGUCCCAUCUUUUGUGAAAUACUGCAAGGUCACAAUUAGGGGAAACCUAAUUCAGACUCAGAAAACAAAACCAUGGCCAAGCAGAUGAAUAUUUUUUUUCACCAUUUUUCUGAUGUGGUCUAUGUAAGGUCAGCUAUAUUCUCAAUGACUUCUGUUAAGAGCUUUCAGAAAGCAGGUCUAUACUCAGAGUCAAAAUUCAAUCCGAUUUAACCACCAAAGUUCUGGAUUCAAUUAUCUAAUUAUAAUCUAGUAUUUAUCUUCUGUUACCUAAAAAUCAGUUUACCUGUGUUCACUAGGUACAGCAAAUAGGGGUACAAAAUGGGAUAAGACACCCAUUCAGACAUCUAGACAUCUAGAGAGGGUUUGAUGAAGGGUUGGAAAAAAUCUAUUGCAAAUACCUGAGAACUUAUCAUAAGUGAGAUCUCAGCUGGGCCUUGAAGAAUGGAGAGGAUUUUGCAGAUGAAAAUGAGUAAAGACAUAAUUUUGGGUGAAGGAAUAACAAGAAAUAAAAAAGGGUAUAAUGUGCCGGUUUGGAGGGACAGGAGUCUGGAAGUUAGGCUGAGAAAAUAGCAGGAGUUCGGAGUGCCAAGGAUCUGGUAGAAUAGGGCAGAGCAGGGUAGGGCUGGAGCCUCCACUGCUUUAAACUUAACUUUGAAAUGUGUCAAAUUUCAGAAAAAUUGCCAGAGCCAUGCAAAGAAUACCCACGAACGCUUGAUGCUGAUUCAUCAAACGUUAAUGUUACGUAGCCGACAUCCCUGUAACCUCCGCUCUUGGUAAACCCCUCUCCCCCAUCGUCAGCGACUCGGGGGUUUUCGACCGUGUGUUCCGUCCGCUUGGGCUGAAGUCCUGCACGCCGCCUGGCUGGUGGUUAUUUUUAAUUCAGGUCUCAGGACUCCCGAAGACUCCUUCACUCCAAGGAGAGCUUCUCUCAAACCUGAGGAGAUCCAACCCGCUGCCGGAAGCCUUGCCCCAAGAGGGCCGGAGUCUCCCGCUCCCACGCUGCCUGGAGCGGAAGGGGCGUGGCCCGGGAGCGGAAGUGGCCGGGGCCCGGCAGUGCGAGCGCGGGCGGCUGCGAGGGCUGCUGUGUAGGAAGCCUUGGGGUGAGCAUGCCGGUGGAAGGGAAGACCAAACGGAGGAAAAAGGGAGGUGCGGUGGAAGGGGACUACCCGGAGGGCGGCGUCGGCGGGAAUCUGACAGGAGACUAUGUGGUUGGACAAGUCUCCGGCAGCUUGUUCCAGGGCCGGCGGCCCUCCAGAGACCGCGCGGCUCGGCUGGCGUCCCUCUUCAGCAACUCGGAGCCUCCGCUGCAGCCCGUGUACGUGCCGGUGCCUAAAGGGAACACCGGGAAAAGGAAACGGGAUGAGGAGGAAGAAAGGACAUCCCGAAUUCAGAGACCACUCUUGGAAGGACUUUCAAACAACAUGAAAGCGAAGAAGAAACUUUCUGACGCAGACAAAAGGGUGGCCAGCAGGGAAAAUGCCCUAGCAAGUGCUGAUUUAGAAGAAGAAAUUCAUCAAAAACAGGAACAAAAAAAGAGUAAUUCUCAAUCUGGUAUUAAAGUAGCAGAUAAAAAAGUACUUGAUGAUGUAGAUCACACAGUUGUAAAUCAAAGGAAGAAAAUUGAAAUCAACCAAGAGGAGGAGAGAUUAAAGAAUGAGAGAACUGUGUUUGUUGGGAAUUUGCCUGUCACAUGUAACAAGAAGAAGCUGAAGUCAUUUUUCAGAGAAUAUGGACAAAUAGAAUCUGUACGAUUUCGUUCUCUGAUUCCAGCAGAGGGAACUUUGUCCAAAAAGUUGGCAGCAAUAAAACGUAAAAUUCAUCCUGAUCAGAAAAAUAUUAAUGCUUAUGUAGUGUUUAAGGAUGAGAGCGCUGCUACAAAAGCAUUGAAAAGCAAUGGCGCCCUAAUUGCAGAUGGAUUUCGGAUUAGAGUUGACCUUGCAUCUGAGACUUCAUCUAGAGACAAGAGAUCAGUGUUUGUGGGGAAUCUCCCAUACAAAAUUGAAGAAUCUGCAGUUGAGGAACACUUUUUGGAUUGUGGGAGUAUUGUGGCAGUAAGGAUUGUGAGAGACCGAGUUACUGGAGUCGGCAGAGGGUUUGGCUAUGUGCUCUUUGAGAAUACAGAUGCUGUUCAUCUUGCUCUGAAAUUAAAUAAUUCUGAACUGAUGGGAAGAAAACUCAGAGUCAUGCGCUCUGUUAAUAAAGAAAAAUUAAAAUCAAAUUCAAAUCCCGGCUUGAAGAAUGUCAGUAAACCUAAUAAGCAGGGACUUAAUUUUGCUUCAAAAAAUGUCGGACCUUCUAAAAGUUUGUUUAUUGGAGAAAAAGCUGUUCUCAUUAAGAAGAGAAAGAAAGGACAAAAGAAAAGUGGACAAACUAAGAAACAGAAAAAACAGAAGUAAUCACCUGAAGAUUAUUUUGUUCCUACUGAGUACUGGUAAUAAAUUGUGAUAAAACCAUGAA
Molecule: messenger RNA, 3116 nt
Organism: Mustela erminea (ermine)
Lineage: Eukaryota; Metazoa; Chordata; Mammalia; Carnivora; Mustelidae
Gene: RBM34
Product: RNA binding motif protein 34
Exons: 11
Coding region: 1766-3055 (429 amino acids)
Molecular function (GO): RNA binding
Source: RefSeq, a predicted model, not a curated record